Salvelinus namaycush (lake trout) is the source of this 1143-nucleotide messenger RNA. RefSeq names its product protein transport protein Sec16A-like. The transcript has 5 exons. NCBI's taxonomy places the organism in Eukaryota, Metazoa, Chordata, Actinopteri, Salmoniformes, Salmonidae. The coding region runs from base 524 to 1057 and encodes 177 amino acids. The record is from RefSeq and is a predicted model, not a curated record.
AUGGCGGCAUGAGAGGGUGUAACAUUACUAGCUGAGGAACAAUUUUAGGGUUUUCUCACAAAGUUUAUAGUUUAAGGCUGCAGUUGCAAUUUGUUUGUUUCACAAAAAAUGAUAAUUAACCAUACAAUUAAUAAUUUUCUAAUUAAUCAAACCAUUGACAUAUAUUUUUUACGAUUUCCAACGAACAAGCUAGCUAUCGAAAAGUUUCAGCGUGUGUAGUUAAGUUAGCCUGCUAACUUCUUCAUAGAUAGUAGCAUGUAAUCAGGACAUGACCAAACUGUUGCUGAGAUGAUGGAUGUUGAAACUUCCAAGGAGAAAAGAGGCAUUGUUGAAACUCAAUCAUAUGCUUGCAGUGUAAAAAAGGGGGGUGAAUGCGAUUAAUUCCCGAAUACCCCAACCAAGGAGCAACUUCCAAAGAAGCUGAGAAGUGAACCAUCAAUGAGCCAGCUACAGGACAACAUCGUCCGCAUCCUCACGGCUAAAAUCAAAGAGAGCGCAGAUGUCAUGAGCGCAGAUGUCAUGAAUGUCAUCUGCGCACAGGGAGUGGAUCGUCCAAAAGGCUAGUGUCCCUGCGCACAGGGAGGAGAUCCUCCUCACAGCCAGUGUCCCUGUGAAGAUGGAAACAAUCAUCCACAACCACGUCCCAUCAUCCCCAUGGUGGCACCACUGUGGAAAUGAGAUGGUGGAGCAUGCACUCCACCUGUUGAUUUCUAUUCCAAGAGAAGAGAUUGUCUGGGAUCCAACUCUGCACAGAUGGGUUAACAAAACUGAGCCCAAGGCUGAGAACAAGUGUGUACCACCACCUCCACCGAUGGGGACAUAUGGAUAUCAGGGGAACACUGGCAGUGUCCCCAAAGGAGUGAAUCCUUACUCUAUGAAAGCAGCAGGUCUAUGGGGCAGCAGAUACCCUACAAUGCAUUACAAUGAUGGGACCAACUCAAAGCCUCCAAGCCAUGGGCCUGGACUGCUUCCUAGACAGCUCUCUGGCUUGCUCCCUCCUUCACACUUUGACCUCAUGGCACCAAUGGUUGUGCCACCUGACACUCUACCCUACUGAGGCCAUUUGCCCAGAGUGGAUUUGCCAUACAUUGAUUUUUUCAGCAUUAAAAAAGUUCCGCAUUAAAAGAUUAUCUUUUAAUUAAA